Messenger RNA from Cryptomeria japonica (Japanese cedar), 3366 nucleotides. Its product is annotated as pentatricopeptide repeat-containing protein At4g21065. The record is from RefSeq and is a predicted model, not a curated record. Gene Ontology annotation, biological process: RNA modification. Gene Ontology annotation, molecular function: RNA binding; zinc ion binding; protein binding. The coding region runs from base 231 to 2984 and encodes 917 amino acids. The transcript has 2 exons. Lineage: Eukaryota; Viridiplantae; Streptophyta; Pinopsida; Cupressales; Cupressaceae.
CAUGUGACCUCCAAAUACAAGCUUAUAGGCUGAACAUAACCAGCUUCUGAAUGUCACUGAAUAAUAAAACUGUGUAAGUUUUUCUUGGCAUCUUGAGAAGUGGAAACACUGAAUAUACUUGCCAUUAAUCGCAAGUAUGUGACUAUGCACAACAGGGCUUUGUUCGCUGCAUUUCUUUGCCAACAUCCACUUGCUUGCACGAUGCCAUUCACAUCCAUAGAAAUAAACAGAUGUCCAUGAAACUACUUUCGAGGAUAAAGAAGGGGACACUAUUUUGUUAUUGUUGCAGCACAGGUAGAUUUAAUAACAAUGUACAGUUUCAAGGUUUCAACUGUAAUCAUAAAUUGCCAAUGUCAUUUCUACCCACUGCCAAUCUAAGUCUCACAAGAUUAUGUAGCGAGGGUCGGUUGAAGGAAGCCUUACACAUUCUCCUUACCACACAAAACCCAAAUGUAGAAUCGUCCACAUAUCUUAAACUAUUGCAGGCCUGCAUUUCCAAGAAAGCCCUUUCAGAGAGCAAACGAAUCCAUUCCCACAUCACCCACAUGGGAUUUGAAUUUGCUACAGGCACAUUUUUUCAAAAUAAUCUUAUCAACGUGUAUGUCAAGUGCGGUGGUUUGGGUGAUGCUCGUAAAGUGUUUGACGAAUUGACAGAACGAGACGUGAUCUCGUGGAAUAUCAUAAUUGCAGCUUAUAGAAGAGAUGGGUGUCCACACGAGGCAUUAUCACUGUUUCGUCAAAUGCAACGAACAUGUGUUCAACCCGAUCAGUUCACCUUUGCCAGCGUCCUCCCUGGCUGUGCCAAAAUAAGGGAUUUGAAACAGGGUAUGGACAUCCAUCAAAGCAUAAUGGAAAGGGGAUUUUUGUCAGAUGUUGUCGUUGUAAGUGCCCUGAUAGACAUGUAUGCAAAAUGUGGAGACAUACUCAAGGCGCGCGAACUGUUUGAUAAAAUGCCUGAAAGAGAUGUAGGCUCGUGGAAUGUAAUAAUUGCAGGAUAUGCACAAGAUGGGUUUGUUGAACAGGCCUUGGAGUUUGUUAAGCAAAUGCAAUUUGCAGGUGUAAAGCCAAUUCCCUCAACCUUUGCAAGCAUCCUCCCAGCCUGUGCGAAAAUGGGAGCUUUAGAAUAUGGUAUGGAUAUCCAUCGACGCGUAAUUGAAAGCGGAUUUUUGUCAGAUGUUGUGGUUGUAAGUGCCCUGGUAGAUAUGUAUGCGAAAUGUGGGAGAAUACACACUGCACGUGCACUAUUUGAUGGAAUGCCUGAUAGAAAUGUGAUCUCAUGGAAUGGGAUGAUUGCAGGAUAUGCACAAAAUGGUGCUCUCGAUGAGGCUUUAAAGCUUUUCAAGGAGAUGCCUCAAAGAAAUGUCAUCUCGUGGACAUCAAUGAUUGCAGGAUAUGCACAAAAUGGCGUUCUCGACGAGGCUUUAAGACUCUUCAAUGAAAUGCCUCAAAGAGAUGUUAUCUCAUGGAAUGCUAUGAUUGCAGGAUAUGCCAAAAACGGGUUUGUUGAGAAAGCCCUGGAAACUUUUAAGCAAAUGCAAUUGGCAGGUGUAGAGCCAGAUUCCACAACAUUUGCCAGCAUCCUCCCAGCUUGUGGCAAAAUGGGAGCUUUGGAAAAGGGUAUGGACAUCCAUCAAAGCAUAAUUGAAAAUGGGUUUCCGUCCGAUAUUUCAGUUCCAAAUGCUCUGAUAGACAUGUAUGCAAAAUGUGGACGAUUAGAGAAGGCACGCGAAUUGUUUGAUAAUAUGCCUCAAAGAGAUGUGGUCUCAUGGAAUGCGAUGACUGCAGGAUAUGCACAAAAUGGAUUUGCUGAAAAAGCCUUGGAAAUUUUUAAGCUAAUGCAUUUGGAAGGUGUAAAGCCAGAUUCCACAACUUUUGUUAGCAUCCUCCCAGCCUGUGCCAAAAUGGGGGCUUUGGAACAGGGUAUGGACAUCCAUCAAAGCGUUAUUGAAAGCGGAUUUCUGUCGGAUGUUGUAGUUGCAAGUGCUCUGGUAGACAUGUAUGCUAAGUGUGGAAACGUAAAUACGGCUCGUGAUCUGUUUGACAACAUGCCUCAAAGAAAUUUGAUCUCAUGGACUGCAAUGAUUGCAGGAUAUGCACAAAACGGCUUUUGUAAAGAUGCUAUCAAACUCUUUGAACUAAUGAAACACUCUGGGACAUUGCCUGACUAUGUAAGCUUCGCUUGUGUUUUAUUAGCAUGCAGUCAUGCAGGUUUAGUGAGUGAGGGAUGUAAAUACUUCAAUGUCAUGAAUGACUCUUACUGCAUUACACCUACAAUCGAUCAUUACGUGUGUAUGGUUGACCUUCUUGGCCGUGCUGGCUAUCUUGAAGAAACUCUAAACUUUAUCAUCAAAAUGCCAUCUAAACCUGUGGUGGUUGUGUGGACAUGUUUGCUUGGUGCCUGCAGAACACAUAAGAAUAUAGAAUUAGGAGUAUUUACAGCAACUCAUCUGUUUGAGUUGGAUCCUAAAAACACUUCGACUUAUGUUCUUCUGUCCAACAUCUAUGCAGAGGUGGGAAGGUGGGGUGAGGUUCACAUGGUAAGAAGAUUGAUGGAAGAUAAAGACAUAAAAAAGAUACCUGGAUGUAGUUGGAUUGAAGGUCAUAAAAUGGUAGAGGCUUUUAGUGUAGGAGAUAGAUCACACCCACAGACACAGGAGAUCUAUGCAAAGUUGGAGAAAUUGUCUUGGGAGAUGAAGAUGACAGGUUAUCUUCCAGACUCCAGAUACGUACUGAAUGAUGUGGAGGAGGAGGAAAAAGAAUUAUUCCUCUGCCACCACAGUGAGAAGUUGGCAAUUGCAUUUGGAUUGUUAAACACGCCUCCUGGAUCAACUAUCAGAGUUGUCAAAAACCUUCGAGUAUGUGUUGACUGUCACACUGCAACCAAGUUUAUCUCCAAGAUUGUUGCAAGGCAAAUUGUUGUAAGAGAUGCAAACCGGUUUCAUCAUUUCAAAGAAGGACAAUGUUCUUGCAAAGAUUAUUGGUGAUGCUAAGGGAAGCAAUUUGUCAUCAUAGGCUUGUACUUAAAGCGGAUGCAGCGUGUCACACCUGUAGUGAUAAAGAAGGAACCAGGGAACUUUAUCUGGAGGUGGAGACAGGGAAUGAGCAAAAGGAGAGGAACAUGAGUUAAGGAAAUGGAUUAAUGUUUGGUCAAGAGGAAAUGCUAGGAAACUGAUUACAGUCAAUCCAGUGCUUGGAGAAGAUGGUAAAAGCGCCUCUUCUCAUACUAACCUUUGUUAUUUUGUGCGGUCCUUUUAUUUGGAUUAAUUGUAUCAUUCUAUGUCAAUUAUGCCAUUCUUGUAUGAAAUUGUUUAUUUAUUCUUUUGGAUCUACAUUAAUUUAUGGGCAGAGAUUUAUAAUUUUGCUUCA